AUGAACCUGUCAGACGCACUAGACGAUACCUUUUCUGCAACUGUGCAGUCGGAAGAUGAACUGGAUUACGCAUCUGCAACACUCGUUUUAGCUGGAUUAUUACAAAUUCAUUCCCGCACACCUCGUUAUGCAUUUCAUCAGGCGCGGUUAGAUUCAUUUCCAAAAAUAAUUCAUUCGAAGGAUUCUGCGAAUGGUUCAACAAUUUGCCGGUCAAAGUCUCCAGUUCCAUCUCCUUCUGAGCUGGCUUCGGCAGGCUUUUUUCACACUGGUUCUGGAGACGAAACUAUUUGCCCUGCUUGUGGUUUGGGGCUGCGUGAUUGGCAGGCCACAGAUCAACCUGAAGCGUGUCAUAUCGCAUAUUCGGCUGCCGCAACAGCUGCCAUAGAAAUGGGUUCGGGUGACGGACAUUAUCGUUCACCUAUCCCAACUAUACCAUGUCUUUAUCUUAUUGUCCAUCGUCUUCUUGUUUCCGAAAUUCCUCUUGCUCGUAAGUCUUUGGUUCCGGUUGGACAAACGCAAUCUGUCCGAGGUCUUCCUGGAGUAAUUUCUCGGCCUGUAGUACAUUUCACUGACCAAUCUUCUCAAAACUCAUCUUGUGAAUAUCCAUCUUUGGCAGAUAGGCUAUAUGCGAUAGCUCAUAUAAUGACUGCGUCUCCAGCUCCUCAAGGAUGGCCAGUAGAAAAUGCACGUGCUCUGGGUCAUUCAGAUGAUUUAAUUGUUCUUGCAUUGUGGCGUUUGCAAGCGGAAGCUGCUGGGAUGGGGCUGGCCUGUCCACCAAUAAAGUCAAUCUAUAUUGAUCCUCAAGCUACAACAGAGCUAUUAAAAGCUAUUUUAAGAGUUCAAGAAGGUUAUGAUAUAUCUUCCAGGAACAAUCUUGAAUUCUAUCUGGAUGCCUUUGACGAGGAAGAAGUACAUUCCACCGGUGAAGCACUAAGUGAAGGGAAUGAAGGUGACAUCACGGCGGAAGAUGCAGAAACAGCAGCUUUAUCACAAUGUCGUCGAUAUUUGCGACCACCACAACAACAAUUUAGUGACCCAACUUCAUCUCCCCGUUCAGUUGAAUCAUAUGGAUUACAAAUGAAAAAGAUCCAUCUUCCUCGCUUUUAUCAGUUUCUCGUUUGGUGGUCUCAUCGUUGGCCUGCGACUCAUUCUCUGAAAUAA
Messenger RNA from Schistosoma mattheei, 1161 nucleotides. The record is from the annotation of a GenBank genome assembly. Lineage: Eukaryota; Metazoa; Platyhelminthes; Trematoda; Strigeidida; Schistosomatidae.